AAGCAGCUCGUGAAGGGAUCCUAUUAAGUUUCUUCAAGUCAGUACAAGAAUAAAGUUGGUGAUGUUUGCGACGCUAAACGAUAACUCGAUUUAAAUAAAGUGGAAUUUUCAUCGAAAUGUUGUGAAGGAAAAUCGUUUUCAUUUAUAAUUAGGUGCUAAACGAGUGCGAUGUGAUUAAAAUUAAUUUUGUUUAUAAACUUUUGAGAAAAAGUAUCCGAACAACAUCGGGAUUGUUUCUCGAAGUACCUGUUGGGUAUAAAUAUUUUUUCGUCGAUGUAAAUCUAGUGGUUAACGUUCAAAUAUGUUCAGAUGAAUCAUUGUUGAAAAAAAGAAAUGGAUAAUCUCGCUAAUAACUUGGGAAUCAAUUUGCCGGAGGAAAGAGGUUGGGAGUAUAAACAGAUAAGCGUGACGAGGGUGCCGGGUUAUGGAUUCGGGAUAGCGGUUUCCGGUGGUAGAGAUAAUCCCCAUUUCGCAUCGGGCGAUCCUAGUAUAGCGGUCAGCGACGUCCUCGCAUCAGGUCCAGCCGAAAGGCUGUUGCAAGUCAACGAUCGGAUAAUAUCAGUAAACGGAAUUUCCCUUCAAAAUGUGGAUUACGCUACUGCCGUUCAAGUCCUCAGGGAUUCCGGGGAUACUGUCAUGUUGGUGAUAAAAAGAAGAACGAUUCAACACAGUCACGCGCACAGCGCGUCUUUCAACGGUCCACAAUUGACUUCUUUAGCAAACAAUUCGCUUACCGCCAAAGUUACGUUGACAAAAAAUUCCAAAAAAGAAGAUUUCGGUAUAGUGCUCGGUUGCAAGUUAUUCGUAAAAGAAAUAUCGACGAAAGCGAGAGAUCAGUUGUUGAAUUCGAAUCAAUUAUUGGAAAUCGGUGAUUUCGUAACGAAGUUGAAUAAUACAAAUUGCAACGAUAUGAUGUCGUUGAAGGAAGCGAAAAAAAUCAUCGACGGCUCGAAGGAUAAAUUACAGAUAACCGUAGCUAGAGAAUUCGGAUUCAAUUCCAACGGAUCCCAUCAAGCGCAAAGUUCCAUUAGUACCACGGGAGCGGUUAAUAAUUUUUAUAAGGGCGACGAUUUUUUAACUUCCGGUCAUCAAAGUUAUUCCAAUCAAAAUCUGUACGUACAACCGCCCACCAGAAACCCCAAUUUGAAUCAAAACGGAGGGUUCGAAGAGAAAUUGGACCAGAACAGCGGCCCCAAUUCUCUUCCGGAUGAAAAAAGCAACCUCGCGCCGAGAGGUCGAUCCAGAGGACCGCUUUCCGAAGCUAACCUCAAUCAGCUGGAAAACAGGAACAGUAUUUCCGGAUACGGGUUGUUGAAAGGUAGAGACGAACCGCCCAGACCGCCUCCCCCAAGAACAGAAGAUUAUUACAGUAGCCGUAGGCAGAUGUUUGAAGAUGAUCCGAUUAUUCAGAAGACGAAACAGCCCAUACCCGAUGCGCGUUUCAUCACGUUCCUCAAAGAGGGGUCUGUGGGUAUAAGAUUGACGGGAGGCAAUUUCGCCGGCAUCUUCGUAACCGCCGUCCAACCCGGCAGUCCGGCAUCUUUGCAGGGUCUACAACCGGGAGAUAAGAUAUUGAAGGUAAAUGAUAUGGACAUGGGGGGAGUGACGCGCGAAGAAGCCGUCCUGUUUUUGUUGAGCCUUCAAGAUCGAAUCGAACUCAUCGUGCAAUUUUGCAAAGAGGAAUACGACAGUAUAGUGGCGUCCCAAAAAGGCGACAGUUUUUACAUAAAAACCCAUUUCCAUUACGACAACCCCGCCAAAGGCGAAAUGCCCUUCAGAUCCGGCGACGUUUUCCACGUUAUCGACACCCUGUACAACGGCGUCGUCGGUUGUUGGCAAGUCUUCAGGAUAGGUCGCAACAACCAACAAGUCCAAAAGGGCAUCAUCCCGAACAAGUCGCGCGCCGAAGAAUUAGCCACCGCUCAAUUCAACGCCACGAAAAAGGAAAUGUCCGCCAACGAAUCCAGAGGGAGCUUCUUCAAAAGACGAAGAAGCUCGAACAGGCGAUCGAAAAGUUUGGGAAAAGAACAUUGGGACGAUCUACUUUUCUCGGAUACGGUAUCCAAAUUUCCCGCCUACGAGAGGGUCGUUCUCAAACAUCCCGGUUUCACCAGACCCGUCAUCAUGUUCGGACCGAUCGCCGACGUCGCCAGAGACAAAUUGCUCAAAGAUUUUCCCGAUAAAUUCAUUUCGCCACAAUUGGAUACGUCCGAGGUGAACAGUAAAUCGAGUAAAUCCUUAUCGAAUGCCAAUAUAAUCAGAUUAUCUGCCAUACGAGACGCCAUAUCGACGGGGAAACACGCGCUGCUCGAUAUAACACCGAACGCCGUCGAAAGAUUGAAUUACGCUCAAAUGUACCCCAUAGUUGUAUUCUUCAAAGCCGAAACGAAAAUCGUCGUCAAACAACUACGACAGGGGCUACCCAAGUCGGCUCAUAAAAGUUCGAAGAAACUUUUGGAACAAUGUCAAAAAUUGGACAAAGUUUGGAGUCAUAUUUUCAGUGCCAUGAUAACCCUUAACGACAACACCGACACGUGGUACAGGAAAGUUCGUGAAAUAAUUGACAAACAACAAACUGGAGCCUUGUGGAUGUCGGAAAGCAAGGUGCAAGACUUCUAUUCCGACAUAUUUUACCCUACUAUAUACCUUCAACCGCAUAUUAUCGCACCCCGUACGAAUUCCUUACCGCAUCGACACCGACAAUCGAGAAGUCGUUCGAGAAAAUCCGCCCUGUCCAUGUAUAAUUCACCCCAAUUCAUCCACCGCACCACCCCGUCUUACUACCCCCCCGAAAAUUUUUUCUUCUCCCACCUGUCGAGAAUAUCCAGUCAGAAUAGCAUUUUGCCGGAAGCGCAACAAAAUCCCGAAGAAUCUCUGUCGGACGAUUUCCUAUUUCCGAUGUCUUCAUUGCGGCUUUCGUACGCCAGUUCCCCGGAAAGCGAUCUGGAACACAGUCCCGGUCCACCGACUUCCCCAACUUUAACCGGAACUGGUGCUGGUAGAUUAACUAAAGCUAGUUCGGAUCCCAGUGUUGUUAUGCCAGAUAGCAGCACUACAGACGUUCUACCUCCAUAUCAACCUAAUUACGAUGCCAGGUACGGUUUUAAUAAUCAAGAUCAACAACCGCAGUCUUCGGAUACCCAACUCACCCCCACCGAUUCGCCUUUGGUUAAAGAAGCGCCGUACGGCCUUUCCAAUCCCGAUAUUCCCAUUGGUAUCGAUCAACAGAAUCCCUAUGGGAAAACCAUCAACUAUAACGAUAAGAGUACCACCCUGUAUACCAGCGAGUCUUAUCAAAAACCGGAUUAUACAACAAAAAUUCCUGAUCCCAGGCACGAUUUGUACGCCUCGCCUGAAAGAAAGAGCGAUUUCAAUGGAGACAAAUCGAUGCAACAUAAACGACAAGCCAGUACCCUCCACGGUGGUUACAACCACAAGAGUCACGGUGUCGAGCAGAGUCCAUCCAAAGAAGGACUUUACGGUCAAGUACCGGAUUUACCUCCUCGUGUAGAUAGAGCCGUGAAACCGAUGGGGUUAUUGACGACAUCUAAUAAAAUUCCGAACGGGCGAUCUGCCCAUGAACGUUUGUUCGGUACAAAAGCGAUUUCUCACGGCGACAAUUCGGACCCGAAUGCCAACGAAACCAACAACUUUAACGCCAAAGCGGGUUCGUUGGAAAGAAGUCAAAACUCAAAAUCGGAUUCCCUAUCGAGCUACGAUUCUUACAAUAAACAAGCCACCACGAGGAUAGGACCCAACGCCCACGACGAUCUCAAAACUACAUUGUCAAAAAUCGAUUCAAACACCGGCGCCAUUCCAAACAUCCAAAAUAGUCCAUCGAAAUAUAACACAGGACCCAGAUGGGUAGGAUCCAAGAUGGAUCUCAAAUACGGUUUACCCACCGUCGAACAAUUAGAUAAUAGUCCUCGAAAUUCCAGGGAAUUGGGAAAAGAUAGUCCCAUGGACCCGGCGAGUCCUCGAGGAUCCGUCGAAAGGGAUAUUUACAGAUAUUCCAAGUCCCCGGCCAAACAGAACAUUCCCGGAAAGUCUUUAAUCGAAACUAAAACCGAUUACGGUAAAUAUAGUCGAAAUAAUUCCCACCCACACCAACCGCCGCCGGAAUACACCCGCGGCUCCCAUCAAGAUUUAAGAGAAUCCAACCUCAGUAUCCAUCAACAAUCACCGUUAAGAAGUCACAACGGUUACGAUCCCGGUCCCCCGAACGGAAACGCCUACAAGCCGAUACCGCCGCCCAAACCGAAAAAUUACAAACCGCCUUACAAACAGCAAACCGGAUACGGAAGUGACAUCCUGGUACAAACGCCGCCGGUGUAUCACGGGAAAAGUCACAGCAAUCCAGUCGAUCAACGGAACCAAAAUAUGAAUCUAUCGCCUCACCAUAACCACAACUAUUAUUACAACACCCCUCCUCAUCACAAUUACCACCACCCGGCUGAUCCUAACACGCGAUAUCCUCCGGGACCUGGCGGCGGAGGACUCUACGAACUAGCUCCACCGUAUCAAGAAUCACCGAGACGUCAUACGAGCAUCUCCUACGCCAGUCGGAGCGAAAUUACUCCCAUAGCUCAACACCACGACGGUUCGUACGGAGACGUUUUGGAAACCAGACCGCCCAUCGUGGAUCUGCAAGGUUCGAGAGAACAAAGAGGAUCGGCAUUCGAAUUAUACAGGAAGCCCGUUGGGCAUAACGUGAGGGGUAUGGUGGAGCGGCCUGCUUUUUACGGAUCGCAGCCUAAUAUAGUUCAAAAAUUAAACAGGUGUUCUUCAUCCGCUACUAACUCACCAAAAAUAACACCCAAACUAACAAAAACACAAUCGUUCAAACAUCAGAAGAGCGAAGGUUUCACGCCGAAAUUAUUUCGAAAAUUGUCGUUCACGAAGAAGAAUAACAACCGAGAAAGUACGCCGAAAACGAGCAAAAAAUUCCUUCCUCUGCACACGAUGACCGAGAACGUCGACGAAAAUCGAAUAAUGCAGGACAUCAACAGAAAUGCUAGGGAUAUGAGACCGAGUAAAAGAGACGUCACUUCGGCGACAGUCGGUCACAGUGGAGGUACUUUGAUCAACGAUUAUUGGGGGGUUAGUCUGCAAGUACCCCCCGGUGCUAUACCCGAAGGAGAAGAACGUCUAAUCUAUUUUGUCAUUUCUGAUCCCAGAUUAUGCGAAAAUACUCCUCCAUUAGAUCUAGAUAACGGUGAAACUAUGCUGUCUCCUUUGGUGAUGUGUGGACCACAAGGUACUGAGUUUAUGAAACCUGUGAUUCUGAAUAUCCCUCAUUACGCCAACACCCUUCCGAGUUUAGGAAUAAGUUUAAAAGCCACCGAUUCGGAGCAAGACAUCCAUACAGAUUGGGACAACAUUUUGCUUCCCAGUAAUCACGCAGCCAACAGCGUCGCUGUUAAAGUUGAUCAUUUUUAAAAUAAAAAUUUUCGACAAAAAAAACCUCGGUAUAUUUUUACAUUUUACUAUUUUUUUUUUGGUUUUUAACGAAUCAAAAUUAUUAAUCGACUGAUCGUUAUAAUCGUAUGGAUUUCAAAAUUUUUAUUUUGUGAUUGUUUUGUAUUUGUUGAUAGAUUUUAGAAACGUAACCUCAGAUUCCACUGAGACAUUCCGUUCAAUAAAAAAAAAGAAUAAUAAUAAUUGUAUUGAUACGUGUCUCUUUGUAAUUUGUUUUUUUUUUUCUUAUUCAAAUAUUUUGUAUAAACAAGGUUCGUUAUCUUGAUAUUUCCAUAUUUUUAACCAAUUUUUAUGUCCUAAUGUAAGUUUGUUCAUUUUAUAAUAAUUAUUUACGGAACAAAAUAAAUAAUUAUUG
Molecule: messenger RNA, 5833 nt
Organism: Diorhabda carinulata
Lineage: Eukaryota; Metazoa; Arthropoda; Insecta; Coleoptera; Chrysomelidae
Product: tight junction protein ZO-1-like
Exons: 22
Coding region: 334-5439 (1701 amino acids)
Biological process (GO): cell-cell adhesion; protein localization to cell-cell junction; cell-cell junction organization
Cellular component (GO): bicellular tight junction; plasma membrane
Molecular function (GO): cell adhesion molecule binding
Source: RefSeq, a predicted model, not a curated record